Clonostachys byssicola is the source of this 423-nucleotide messenger RNA. The record is from the annotation of a GenBank genome assembly. NCBI's taxonomy places the organism in Eukaryota, Fungi, Ascomycota, Sordariomycetes, Hypocreales, Bionectriaceae.
AUGUACCGCGGCGAUCCACUGGCUCAGCCGGGAGAGAUGCGAAAUGCAGUCUGUUCCUUAGAGCUGGGCUCGACUGAUCAUGAAGCUAUAAGGUACUUCCGAAAGACGGUUGCUACGAUUUACCACACUAAAAACCCCGAGUUCUCGGUUUACGCGAUAAUAUUUGACAUCGCGAAGGACAAUGUAAUGGUCAUGCACCUGGUACUCGCUCUCGGAGGUCGUGAAACUGAGUUUCGUCGGAAUACUAUCACUGGUCGGGAUGAUGAUAGAGGACCGGAAAGCCCUUUACAACACUAUUGUGCAGCGCUUCGCCUUGUAUCAGAGUCAAUGGAAGUGCAACAAAGAGGACUGGGCGACCUGGAGGCUUUGUGUUCCGCCCUGUUCUUGAUGCUCAUGUAUGAGCAAAAUUCGGCGAUGCUGUAG